Messenger RNA from Mya arenaria, 4473 nucleotides. RefSeq names its product GATOR complex protein NPRL3-like. The transcript is spliced from 15 exons. The coding region runs from base 12 to 1775 and encodes 587 amino acids. Gene Ontology annotation, cellular component: GATOR1 complex. NCBI's taxonomy places the organism in Eukaryota, Metazoa, Mollusca, Bivalvia, Myida, Myidae. Gene Ontology annotation, biological process: negative regulation of TORC1 signaling; TORC1 signaling; cellular response to amino acid starvation. The record is from RefSeq and is a predicted model, not a curated record.
UUGACCCAAAAAUGUCUGACAAGACUGAUCAGAAUGAAUUAUUGUCUAUUCUGUUUGUUACGUCGGGAACCAGGGGCGAUCGACUUCUUUUUAAAUAUCCCUUAGACACACAAUUCCGGAAAGCUUCAGGAAAAGGACGACCUAAGAAUCCAUAUGCUGUUCAGGUUUCCGAAGAUUUCAAAGGCCUCAAAGAGCAGUUAACCAGUAGCGAUGGGAUCCUAGCAGGACUCUCAGAUGUUACACUGGCUAAUUUUCUUGGAGUAAAAUCUGUUUUAUGCGGCCAGAAGUUCAAUGUAAAAAUAGAGGACUUACGGUUUGUUGGCUUUCCCCUGCUGCUGGAGGAAGGUCCGGACAAAUCGGGGGCAGGGAACAAGUCUGGACACAAGAUCCUUUCCUUCAACAUCAUGUUUGUGCUUCAGGCUAGCUUUGGUCCGUGGGUGGUGUCGUGUUACCAGGACCUGGCCCAGCAGAUCACUGUGGCCUUACGUCAUGAGGAACGGCGCUGUCAGUACCUCUCUACACAGGCCAAAGUCAUGACCACUGUACACGAUGAGGUCACUUCACUUCCAGAAGACAUGAUGUCCUCGCCAUAUGAGAUCAUCUUGCAAAAAAGUGAACUGGCAAAACAACUUAGCAAUAUAUUUGAAAGCAUGAACUACCAGGGCCUGGCCCACUUCUAUGUCAACAACUGGAUUGAGGUGAAUUUCUGUCUCCCAUACAAGCUCCACUACCUCCAGGCUGGAUAUAAACCUUCCAAAAAAGAGCCAGACUAUUAUACUAAGUGCCUUAAAUCAUUGAGGCCAUACCAUGGAUUGCUAUUGCUCCAAGAUGAGCAGGCAUUGCUAGAUUCACUGCCAAUAGACUGUACCCCUGCCCUGGCCCGCCUCAUUCAGGUGGCCAGCCCUGUACGCAGUCUCCAGACCCUGGCACUAGAGGCAGACCUCAGUCUUUUCCAGGUGUUUCAGCUGGUAUGUCACCUGGUGUACUGGGCAAAGGCUGUGAUUAUCUACCCUCUGUGUGAGACAAACAUCUAUGCUCUCUCUCCUAACGCUAACACACAUGUAUUGUCAAAGCUAGUUGAUGAGUUUACCCAGCAGUUCCCGGGCCGGUCUCUGCCUGUCCAGUUGGCAGAGUUCUCCUUCCCCACCACCCUCCGGGAGACACAGACUGCUAUCAGGAUGCCCGGCAGUACGGACCUGAUGGUUCAGAUCGUGAUCUGGAUGCUGCAGCACCACCUUCUCAUUCAGCUACACACGUACAUAUUCUUUGUGCCACCCGUGAAGGCUCGAGGACGUAAGGGUUGGGCAGAGGAGGCACCCAGGAUUCCUGAACUGCAGGACCGGUCUGUGAUAGAGGGAGGCCUGCAGCGGUCUCCUAGCUUCUCAGAUGCUGCCUCAGUUACAAGCGACGAGAGUAUCACUUUGAGUACCCCGGGGAUGUUGGUUGCUCAGAUGUCGAAGUCCCCAUCAACAGAGUUUACUGUGGAUGGCUCCACCUCCCUCUUGUCAGAGGAGAGUAAGGCCUACUGGCUCAUGCAAGAGUCUGUGUUUUCGGACUUAUCCAUGGAGGAGAAGGACUGCAUAUUGAAAGUCCCUGCCGCCAAAAACCUGGAUGACCUUCGCAUGUUUGCCAGACUAUUUCCAUAUUUCUGUGGAAAGAGCCAUAUUGAAGAAGUCAUGUACUUUGAGAAUCUGCGACGGUCCCAACUCAUAACAUUGAUAGAGAAGUUUAAGGAAGUUCUCAUACUGUGCACAUAUAAGGACCCCGUGUCAUGAACUUGACUUCUAAACAGGGAAUCAUUUGUAGUACUGAGAUGAUCAAGGUUAUGGAACUUGACUUGUGAACAGGGAAUCAUACAAUGUACUGAGAUAAAGCAGUGUCUGAAGCAUCACUGGUUAACAGGCAACCCAACAAAAAGUACUGAGAUGAACCAGUGUCUUGAACUUUCCUAGUGAACAGGGAACCAAACAAACAGUACCGAGUGAACCAGGAUCUUGAAUAUUUCAAGUGAACAGACAACCAAACAAACAGUACUGAGUGAACCAGGAUCUUGAAUAUUUAUAGUGAACAGGCAACCAAACAAACACUACUGAGUCAACCAGGAUCUUGAAUAUUCAAAGAGAACAGGCAACCAAACAAACACUACUGAGUGAACCAGGAUCUUGAAUAUUCCAAGAGAAUAGGGAACCAAACAAACAGUACUGAGAUGAAGCAGGAUCUUGAAUAUUCCAAGUGAACAGGGAACCAAACAAACACUACUGAGUGAACCAGGAUCUUGAAUAUUUCAAGGGAACAGGGAACCAAACAAACAGUACUGAGAGAACCAGGAUCUUGAAUAUUCCAAGAGAACAGGGAACCAAACAAACAGUACUGAGAUGAAGCAGGAUCUUGAAUAUUCCUAGUGAACAGGCAACCAAACAAACAAUACUGAGUGAACCAGGAUAUUGAACAUUUCUAGUGAACAGGGAACCAAACAAUCAGUUUUUAGAUUAAACAGAGUCUUAAUCAUUUUUGGUGAACUUGAAAGGAAACCAAGCAAUAUGUACUGGUACCGAAAUCUUCAAGAUACAGCAAUGCUACACUGCAAUUAUGCCUUCUCACAUUGUAGUGUAGGUCUUUGCAAAAUGACAGUGAAUCAUUGAAAGUGACCAAAGGUGCUUUGAUAAUACAUAUGCAUUGAUUUAAACACUGUCUACUUAAGUGAAAAAAGUUAAAAUAAUCCAUGUAAACGUUGAAACUGUGUCAAUAACUCACCAAGACAUUAUACUGGCUUGCCAUACAGAAAAUUUCUGCAGCUUAUAUAUAAAACAGGUUAAUAAGUUUGGUUGAUGAUAUCCAAAAUGGUCAAUAUUUAUCCAAUAAUUACUGUUACUAGUAACCAAUCCAAUUAUAUAAAUCUGCAAACUCGCCAAAAGAUAACCUGUGGACAACUUCUUUCAGAUUUAUACAAUUGGCUGCUGAAUAUUGCCAUUUUCAUGCCACAAAUUGGCAAAGUUUUGUUCUCAAAUUAAAUUUACUUGGAGGUGCCAUACAAUGAAUACUGUUUAUGUUGUUCUGAACCAGACGAUGGGUAGUUGGCUUAUGCAGACAUAUUUUUAUAGGACAAUCCUAACAAAAACAUAAGGCUAAGGUUGUCUCGCUAAAAUAUUUCUACUGUCUUACAUGGCGAUAAUGUUUCACAAAAUAUGUCAGUCAAUUUUUGAUGGUACUUGCAUUUCUAGUUUAAAUAGUAAAACAUUUCUAACUAUGUUCGGAGAGUUGAAAUACAAAACUAGAUUAGUAGAAAUUCUGCAAAUCCAAUAUGUCCCCUGUCAGGAGCACAAAUUUAAUACUAUUUUUUUAUGCAACAAAGUUUCAUAUGAAUUUAAUACCAUUUUGUAAUACAUGGCAAACAAUUGUAAAAUAUCACAUUAUAUCAUUGAUUGCAUCUAUUCCUAACAUAUGUCAAGAAAAACAUGAAAAAAAGAAAACAUUUGAGAUAAAUAUAGUUGUUAUGCUUUUGCUAGGUCAUUUGCGCAAAUCAAACGUUGCUUAAUGAAAGGAUAUAAUCGAAGCGUGGUCCCGAUUGUAUGCUAUUGCCGACUGAAAUUCACAAUGUGAAUUAGAUGAUGGUUUGACAUUCAUUGGCCAUUACUCAUAAUACACAAUGUGAAGUACUUGUUUAUAAAGAAACCCAAAUGAGCUAUUAUCAACAUACCAUGUUCAACCCACUUGCUAACAAUUGGAAAAGUAAUGUUUUGAGUUUGAGGGGAUGUUCAAAUUGAUUUGGUUCAAAUUUUAGAGCCGCAAAUAGAGUUAAAAGUGUGAUCUGACUGUUGAUCAAAUUAAGUCACAAUAUUAUUCCCAUACACAUUGAAGAAAAGGUUGGUAAAGAUUGGAUAAGAAUUAGAGUUGACAAAGUGAAAUUGGUGAACAUUUGCCUCUGGAUUUAUUUGUUUGAUGUGGCUGUUGAUCGAACUCGUCCAACAUAUUAUAUAAAUAAGCAUUGUAAUCCAGUUUUGUCAUGAUGGGAUAACAAAUGAUGAUGUUAGGGAGUGGGCAAAAAAGUGUGACUCCAGGGACAAUGACACGGGACAAUAUUAUUUCUGAUGUGUCUGCCAUGCUAAGCAUGCAACAUUAAACGUGAGACUACAAAGUCUAUACUAGUUUUAUCCUAAGUCAUGGGCAAUAACUCUGGUCAAAUUUGGAUGCCUUCUUUAACUUAAUAUAAGCAUAACUUCCAUUGCUGAAAACAUGUUCAUAUAAAAAAAAACUCAUAUAAUUUAACAACCAGCCUGGGUUGGUUUGAACAUGGCAUAUAAACAAACAAUUGCAAGGGCAUCAUGAGUGUGAAGUUAAUCACAAAUGUAAACAUGACCUGCAUGGUGUAAGGGAGAAAAUGAAUUUUAUCAUGAGUAGCCUACAAUUCAAUGUUUUUAGCAUUGUUUUAUAACUCUCUUUUUUGAUGGAAAAAUAAAUACUACAUUUACUAAA